Messenger RNA from Penaeus indicus, 2219 nucleotides. RefSeq names its product histone-lysine N-methyltransferase SMYD3-like. Gene Ontology annotation, cellular component: nucleus. Gene Ontology annotation, molecular function: protein binding. The record is from RefSeq and is a predicted model, not a curated record. Lineage: Eukaryota; Metazoa; Arthropoda; Malacostraca; Decapoda; Penaeidae. The transcript has 9 exons. The coding region runs from base 17 to 1549 and encodes 510 amino acids.
CACAGAGUGGGACGGAAUGCGUGAGUACUUCGGCCACAGGACUUACCGCUCGAGGAGACGUCCGGAACAGAAGAGGACGGUCAGGAAGGGAGAACUGGUCCUCGUCUCAGAACCCUUUGCCAGCAUCAUCAAUAAUGAACAGCGUCUCAAGUACUGUGACUACUGCAUCACCUCGUCUAAAGACAAGGUCCUCCACCCCUGUAGUUCCUGCCGCGUCCCUUGGUACUGCAGCCGUGACUGUGAGCGCCUUGCCUCCGACCUCCACGCCCACGAGUGCCCUUACCUCAAGCGUAUCUCCCCGAAGGUGCCUCCGGACUUCGUCAGGUUGAUGGCCCGGAUCAUCUUCAGGUUAAAGGCCGGCGGCGAGAAGGUCGUCGAAAAGCUGAGCGAGAAGGAGGGUCGUCGAUUUAAAGACCUCAUGAGUCACUACGGUGACAUCAAGGACAACGCGGAGUGCGCCGAGGACAUCGCCUUCGUGAUCGGGGAACUCAAGGCCUACAUCGGCGAGGCGAACAUUCCCAAUCAUUCGGAUUUUCUUGGAAUUUACGGACGGAUAAUAGUGAACCGCUUCUGCCUCCUGAGUAACACGAUGGUGAGCGUCGGGUCGGCCAUCUACCUCGCAGCCUCCGUCCUCGACCACGCCUGCACGCCCAACUGCAGCUUCUAUUUCUCCGGGCGGAACGUGCACAUUCGCUCGCUCGUCGAUGUGGAGGAUUUUAACUUCGAGAAGUGUCGCAUCAGUUACGUGGACCCUGUGUCAAGUGCCAUCAGCCGCCGAGAGGAACUGUACAAAAAGUGGUUCUUCUGGUGUGACUGCAGCCUCUGUGGUGAUGCUGAGAGGAAGGCACUGGAGACGUCAAUGAAGUGUGAGGAAUGCCAGUCACCCGUGUACGUCCCCGAGAAGGAAGACCCAAGAUACCCCACGACGCCCACCUGUACCCGCUGUGGCUUAGCCGUGGAUCCUGUGGUCGAACGUCGCUACAAGGACCUGUUCAGCUUCACCAAGAGGAAACUUCACGCCAUGGCCUCCGACGAUCCUGACAUAGAGAUGUGCGUAGAGCUUCUGAAACGCCAGGACGAACUUUUCCACCCGAUGAACGUGUGGAGAGUCAAGACAAUGGACUAUACUUUCAACGCUGCAGUUUUUGGCGGUUGCUGGAGCCUCGUCUAUGAAUUCGGCGCCAAGAACCUCGAGGGGAUGAGGUAUUAUUACGGCUCAGAGCACCCCGUCUUCGCCCUGUUCCUCCUGAAGCUGGGGAAAGCGAAGAUCUACCUGAAGCUUUUCCGAGAAGGACUGCAGCACCUGGAGGAAGCAGAACCCGUGCUGAGGAGAGCCUUCGGAAGCACCCACUACUUGAUCACGGAGGAGCUGUGUCCCCUGGGUCUGCUGGCGAACGAGGACAUUGAGAUCGCCCUCGAGAGACGUCUUCGGGCCUGGAAGAAGCGUGAGGAGAUCGAGGAAGCCAAGAGGUUGGAGAAGAAGCUGCAGGAUUUUCUCGAAAUCGGCACGCGGUCGGGCACGCAGCGCUUCCGAGGGUCGCUGUCCUAAGCUUCACUUCUCCUCUUGUUUAGUCGUUUCGGGGGUCGUUGUAACCUCCCAUUUGGUUUCAUAGUCUCGUUGCCAUAGUCCCCCCUCUAACCGCUUCGGAGGUCGUUGUUAUAGUACCCCCUCUAAGUCGUAUCGGGGAUCGUUUUCACAAUGUCCGUCCCCCAGUAGCUUAUCGGGGGUCUUUGUCAUAGUCCCCCCUUUAAACACACCAAAACUCCGUUUUCUCUCCUCGACAAGACGGCUAUUUUUAUACACACUCUCCCUAAACAUUACCGAAUCGGAUUAUGUAAUUGGGGAUAAAAAAAAUCGUCUUUCAUUCGUGUUAAGUAAAAAAUAAAUAAGAAAAAAAUAUAUAAGUGGCACCAAACGACAGCUGAUUUAAAUGGAGGGAUUAAAUGCAUACAUGAAAACACUAGUAAAAAAAAUACCUUUAGAUUCACUGACAAAGAAUAAUUAUUUACGUAUUCAUGUAGGUGAUAUUAGUUCUUUUCCAGAAAUGAUCUGUUGUGUGUCUCAUUUGCAUCAUUUUUUUUUUAUUUGUUUUUUCUUUUUUAUUUCGAUAUUUCCACUUUAAUAUCUGCAUUUCAUAUCUCCAUUUUGUUUUUUGUUUUGUUUUUUUAAUUGUAAAUUUUUAGGUUCAUGAAUUUACCUGCCUAUUAACUGUAAGUCA